AUGCCGCUCCAUCUCAAUCUGAACAUCCAAACAGACCGAGCAUACAAGCUCGCAUCCCACAUCACCGAGACGGCCUCAAUGGCAAUCCUAACACUAGCCGGCUAUCUGAGCUCCUUCGUCCUCUCCUUCACCACCAUCCGUCUUAUCUUGGUCUUCAUUCUCCUCCCGCUCUACCUGUACAAGUUCCUUCUUUCGUUACUCCCAGCUACCAUCAAGAACUCUAUCCACCUCCUCGUUGGGCCAUCCGGCUGGUCCCGGCUGAUAAAGCACACCGAAACAUACCGCAACAAGUCAGAUACACUCGCGCAAGCACAGCUCGAUGGAUCAUACAGAUUCAAGCCAGAAGAGGUUUUCAGCAUCGCCAGAAACAGCCGCGGAUGGAUGGAAACGGCGCCGUGGGCCAACGAGACGGAGGAGUUUGAGGUCUGCGGUGCGAAAGUGAGGUAUAUUCACCUCCACGCAAGUUAUAGCUCGGUCCUGCAGGACGGAAAGAGAGAACAUCGCCCGAUCGUGUUCUUACAUGGGAAUCCGAGCUGGAGCUACGCAUGGCGAAAUGUCUUCCCCUCCCUGCUCAACCGCGGCCACGACGUCUACACAAUCGACUGGCUGGGCCACGGUCGAAGUGACAAGAUCCUCCAGCAAGAGGUCAUAACACCGGAGCUGCAUAUCCACACGCUGGUCAAGUUUUUUGAGGUCACAGGCUUGCGGAAUGCUAUUGUUGCAGCGCACGAUUGGGGCGGCUGCAUUGCUCUUUGUACUAUUCCGCGUCUCCCCGCAGAGACUGUUGACAAACUCUUCCUGCUCAACACUUUCUUCCCGCCCCGUCUGAGCGACUCGAGCCUACACUACCGCCUGCUGAACAGGAUCUGGUACUGCACUACCGGCCUGCUAGGCGGGUAUCUGCCCGAGUCGAUGAUCCACCGCAUCCUCGAGCCAUCGCUGUCCAAGGCAGACAUGCAUGCCUUCGCUGCACCCUACGCCGACGUUCCCCGGUCCGCAAAAUCAUCCAUCACCCGCUUCAGUCACUCAGUCCCUUCCCUCCCUCGCUUCGUCCUAUUCCAGCUCCGCCAAACCAGAGCCUGGAAAUUGAUCGAAGGCCUCACCGGACCCGCCAACUGGGACAGCUUAACCACGCAAGCUCGGCUGUCUGCGCAGGGUGACCAGGUCCGGAGAUAUUGGGGGGCUAAAGACGCCGUUGAUAAAGGAUGUGAGAUCGCGGUCGUCUUCGGGGACAAAGAUCCGCUUAUUCGAGACUACAAGGCCGUUCUUACGAGGGCAAUCCAUCCCGACCGCAUGGUCGCUUGGGCACCUAGGGGCAUGUGGAUAAUGAACGCGGGUCAUUUACCGAUGGAAGGCAAAGCGGGCGAGGUUGCCGGGUUGAUUGCGAGCUAUAUAGUCACUCUAUAUGGUAUGCGAUAUGCCCUGGCUGCCAUUCGUACUUGUGGUUUAUUCAUCUGA
This is a messenger RNA of Aspergillus nidulans FGSC A4, 1458 nucleotides long. RefSeq names its product haloalkane dehalogenase family protein. Bases 1 to 1458 code for a protein of 485 amino acids. The transcript is spliced from 4 exons. Gene Ontology annotation, molecular function: catalytic activity. The record is from RefSeq and is a predicted model, not a curated record. Lineage: Eukaryota; Fungi; Ascomycota; Eurotiomycetes; Eurotiales; Aspergillaceae.